This is a messenger RNA of Closterium sp. Yama58-4, 1830 nucleotides long. The record is from the annotation of a GenBank genome assembly. NCBI's taxonomy places the organism in Eukaryota, Viridiplantae, Streptophyta, Zygnematophyceae, Desmidiales, Closteriaceae.
AUGAAUUGUCUUGUUGCCAACAUGGGUAAGGAAAAGUUGCACAUCAACAUUGUCGUUAUCGGCCAUGUCGACUCCGGCAAGUCGACGACGACUGGUCAUCUCAUUUACAAGCUGGGUGGAAUUGACAAGCGUGUGAUUGAGCGUUUCGAGAAGGAAGCCGCUGAGAUGAACAAGAGGUCCUUCAAGUACGCCUGGGUGCUGGAUAAGCUCAAGGCGGAGCGCGAGCGUGGUAUUACCAUCGAUAUCGCUCUGUGGAAGUUCGAGACCAACAAGUACUACUGCACGGUCAUCGACGCUCCCGGCCAUCGUGAUUUCAUUAAGAACAUGAUUACUGGAACGUCGCAGGCUGACUGCGCUGUUCUGAUCAUCGACUCCACCACUGGUGGUUUCGAGGCCGGUAUUUCCAAGGACGGUCAGACCCGUGAGCACGCUCUGCUGGCGUUCACCCUUGGUGUGAAGCAGAUGAUCUGCUGCUGCAACAAGAUGGAUGCCACCACCCCCAAGUACUCCAAGGCUCGUUACGAGGAAAUCGUGAAGGAGGUGUCGUCGUACCUGAAGAAGGUCGGCUACAACCCUGACAAGAUUCCCUUCGUGCCCAUCUCCGGUUUCGAGGGUGACAACAUGAUUGAGCGCUCCACCAACCUGGACUGGUACAAGGGCCCCACCCUGCUGGAGGCUCUGGAUCAGGUGACUGAGCCCAAGAGGCCGUCCGACAAGCCCCUGCGUCUGCCCCUUCAGGACGUGUACAAGAUCGGCGGUAUCGGAACAGUCCCGGUCGGUCGUGUGGAGACUGGUGUGCUGAAGCCCGGUAUGGUUGUGGUGUUCGCUCCCAGUGGGCUGACCACUGAGGUGAAGUCGGUGGAGAUGCACCACGAGUCUCUUCCCGAGGCUGCACCCGGCGAUAACGUUGGCUUCAACGUGAAGAACGUGUCGGUGAAGGAGCUGAAGCGUGGCUAUGUCGCCUCCGACUCCAAGAACGACCCCGCCAGGGAAGCUGCCAACUUCACCUCGCAGGUUAUCAUCAUGAACCACCCCGGACAGAUCGGCAACGGUUAUGCGCCUGUGCUGGAUUGCCACACGUCCCACAUUGCUGUCAAGUUCUCUGAGAUCAUCACCAAGGUGGACAGGCGUUCCGGCAAGGAGCUGGAGAAGGAGCCCAAGUUCGUGAAGAACGGUGAUGCUUGCUUCGUGAAGAUGGUUCCCACCAAGCCCAUGUGCGUGGAGACCUUCUCCGAGUACCCUCCCCUUGGUCGCUUUGCUGUGCGUGACAUGAGGCAAACAGUGGCUGUCGGUGUCAUCAAGAGCGUUGAGAAGAAGGACCCCUCUGGUGCCAAGGUCACCAAGGCUGCUGCCAAGAAGAAUCGUCGAGGCGACUGUCUAAUCAAGAGGAGCUCCGCACUUGUCGCGCGCCCUUCCGUCGUCGCCAUGGCUCGCUCGCUUGCCGCGAUUGCCCUCACCGCCACAGCGCUCGUCGUGCUGCUCUGCGCAAUUCAAUCAGAGGCCAAGGUGUUCAUAGUGGGAGGCAGUGGGCUCAGUCCAUGGGGAUACGGUGUGAAGAAGUGGAAGCCAAAGGGCGUCAUUCACGCCGGGGACACUCUCGUGUUCAAGUGGAGGGGCAUUCCGCAUGACGUGUGGAUCAUGAACUCCAUGGACGCGUACAAUAACUGCGACUUUGGGGCGGCCACUAGGAAGACCGGCAUCACGUCCGUGGGGAAAUACAAGUACAAGGUUCCAGCUUCAGCAAAAGGCACUUCGAUUCUCUUCUCCUGCAGCGUGCCUGGCCACUGCUCCGCAUUCAACAUGAAAGUGGCUGUACCAAUCCAUACAUAA